Neocloeon triangulifer is the source of this 3058-nucleotide messenger RNA. Its product is annotated as WD repeat-containing protein 36. The transcript has 9 exons. The coding region runs from base 177 to 2840 and encodes 887 amino acids. Gene Ontology annotation, cellular component: Pwp2p-containing subcomplex of 90S preribosome; small-subunit processome. The record is from RefSeq and is a predicted model, not a curated record. Lineage: Eukaryota; Metazoa; Arthropoda; Insecta; Ephemeroptera; Baetidae. Gene Ontology annotation, biological process: rRNA processing. Gene Ontology annotation, molecular function: protein binding.
UUUAUAGAAAAAUUAGAAAACAACUGUGCUCGGAAGUCUGCACGUGUUUGUUGCAGUGAAGCUUUUGACGCAUUUUUAUGUUUAAUUUUGUUGAAAUAUUGUUAGUUGUAGAUUUAAAUCUCAGCAACUAGCAUCCAGAUUGAUAUUAAACUCGUCUCUCGAUCGAAACCUGCAAAAUGUCGACCGGCAGUCGAAUUUUCGCUCAAAACCGAGCCUUGGGCUUCGUGAGCAAUCAUAUUCCACUCGAGAUUCGCUACAUCGAACGGCGAAAGGAAAAUUUGGUUUUAACUUGUGUCGGUCGCCACUUUCACACUUAUGGAUCGUUCCACUUCACCCUGAUCAAUACAAGUGGAGAACACCCUGAAGAAAUAACAGCGAUGGCUGCAGACAAAUAUUACGUCUACACCGCUGCAGGAAACAAGGUCAUGGCUUGGAGAGGCGGGACGCAUGUCAAACACAAUUACGUCGGACACGACUUACCUGUCCAUCUUUUGCUGCCCAUCGGCAGUCAUCUAGUGUCGGUGGACGAAGGAAACUGUUUGAAAGUCUGGCACAUUGAUGCAGCCGAGAUCUACACAGAAAUCCAAUUUGAAUUGUCAUUUGAAGUCACAGCAUUGAUGCACCCUGCAACGUACACUAAUAAAAUUCUCCUAGGUAGUCAACAGGGUCAAAUGCAGCUUUGGAAUUUGCACACUCGAAAGUUGAUCUACACUUUUUCUGGUUGGGGCUCUGGCGUUUCCGUCAUUGAGCAGGCACCAGCACUUGAUGUAGUUGCAGUUGGACUGUUCGAUGGCAGAAUUUUGGUCCAUAACCUUAAAUACGACGAAACAAUCAUCGAUUUUUCACAAGAUUGGGGACAGGUGACGUCAAUUACCUUCAGGACUGAUGGACCUCCAUUGAUGUACACGGGAACAAACGCAGGACACAUCAUAACUUGGGACUUGGAGAAAAAGGAGCACAUCGAUCAAAUCUGGAAUGCCCACUAUGGACCUGUAACUGGCCUCAAAUGUCUUCCGUCAGAACCUUUGAUGGUUUCAUCUUCCCCUGAUAAUUCACUGAAAAUGUGGAUUUUUGACAUGGCUGACGGAGGUGCCAGACUUUUGAAAAUAAGGGAAGGCCAUUCCCUGCCUCCGACAUUUAUUAAAUUCCACAGACAAGACCAAAUUUUUACCACCGGCGCUGAUUCAACUUUGAAAGUAUUCAGCACUGUCACUGAAACAAAGAAUCACAGCUACGGUCGCGCCGUCUACAACAAGAAAGCCUUUAAAAGGAUCAAAAACAAAAGAAGUCCUGACGCUCCUCUUGUCAUGCCACCGAUGAUCGAGUUGGCCAGCGAAGCAACCAGAGAGAAAGAUUGGGACAGCGUUUGUGCUUUGCACAGGGGUCUAGCAGAAGUAACAACAUGGUCAAGUGACAAAGGCUGCAUGGGUGAACACAGAUUAUCUCACAAAAGAUUCCAAGAACAGCCAGAACUAAGAGCAGCCGUCGCCACAAGUAUUUGCAUCACUCACUGCGGAAACUUUGUCCUUGUCGGCUAUAGCACUGGCCACAUGGACCGGUUCAACUUGCAGUCUGGAUUGCAUCGAUGCGAGUACAAACUGCCCAAGGACCUACCUGCCCAUAAGGGUGCUGUCAGGGGCAUCUCGACCGAAGGUCUCAACCAGUCGGUUGUUUCUGGUGGGGCUGACGCUUUUAUCCGCUUCUGGAACUUCCAAGAGGGAAAGACCCUGGGAAGACUGGCUAUGUCCCAAGCUGUAGCAUUCUUUUGCCAAAACAGAAAUAGUUCAUUGCUGGGAAUAGCACUAGAUGACAAUUCUCUCUGUGUUGUGGACAUUCUUUCUCGAAACAUCAUAAGAAGGCUUCCGAACCACCAGUCAAGGUUGACUAGCACCGAGUUCAGUCAGGAUGCGCGCUGGAUUUUGACGUCAACAACAGACUGCAAGAUUCGAACAUGGGAUGUUCCUUCGGCAAAUAUGAUUGACGUCUUCAAGGUUCCUUUACCUGUGACUCGGAUGGCCCUAAAUUUGACGGGAGAGCUUUUGGCUACGAUUCACGUCGAUUCAGUUGGAGUCUACUUGUGGUUCAACAAGGUCAUCCACAUGUAUGUCUCCCUGCGUCCCCUGCCUUUUGACGCAGAAGCCAUUCUUGCUGGUCUGCCCAGCCAAGGCUAUAACGAGCUAGAAAUUCUGGACUCUGACCUGCAGGAUGUAGUUUUGGAAGAAGAGGAAUACAAGUCACCUGAACAGCUGAAGGGUGACCUUAUUACCUUGUCGACGCUUUCAACCUCGAGGUGGGUCAACGUUCUGGAUCUGGACAUCAUCAAAAGGCGCAACAAGCCCAAAGAGAAGCCCAAGGCUCCCUCAGCAGCACCUUUCUUCCUUCCUACUAUUCCCUCACUGGAAUACAAAUUCGAUCUGCGGCCGACCUUGGAAGAGCAGCAGGAACCUACUCCUCAAGGUAUUUCAGACCUGAGCCGUCUGGCAAAGAUGCUCGUCGAGAGUGCUGGGGACACUGAAAAGUUGUCAGAAUUUUUGAAGACUCUUGGCCCCUCUGCUUUGGAUGCUGAAAUUCUGAAUUUGUCUGGCAUGGGAGACUCAAUCACAUCUUUAGCAAAUUUUGUUGAUUUUGUUAGGUCGCUGAUGGAGCAAAAGAAAGAUUUUGAGCUGGCGCAAAUGUAUCUAGCUCUCUUCUUGAAGCACCACGGUGAUCAAUGCAUUGCAGAUCAGACUUUGUCUGAAAAAAUUGAACUGUUGAGGGAAAUUCAGCAAAAAGGUUGGGCGCAAGUUGAAAAGCACAUGCUCUACUGCAAAAGUGUUGUCCAUGCAUUGAAAAGGUUAUAAAAGGAAAUUUUAUAUUUUUAACAGAAAGGAAAUAUCUAUAUGCAAUUUUAUUUAAAACUAUACCAGAAAAAUGUGUCAUUUUAGUGAUAAUUAGAUAUUUAUUGUAAGACAAAAACAUAAUUUGCAUUAUUUGCAAUAUGCGCCCCUGCGACUUUCAGAGGUAGGCAACUUGCGUGCGCGACUUUCAAAAUUCACAGGGAACUUGCUGUCUGGUAAAU